AUCUUUUAUCCUUCUGGCCGGGCGCUUUUUGGAGAUCUUGGGUUUUCGGUGUCGGUGUCGGCGUCGGCGGAGGUGGAGGUGGGAAGACCGAUCAGCAGCAACACCGCCGGUAGCGCAUCGUGGCGACAAUCCCGAUCAAUGUAUCCAACCCCAGCAAUUUGCACUAAAAUCUAUAGGAAGCUGGUUUUCUUUCUUUAGUCUCCUCUGAAUAUGGAGUCCAGAUAUUUUUUGGAAAAGCCGAUGGUGGGAGGUGUGGAUUUUAAAUACCGAUCGGUUCUCAGAGAGACCCGCUCGGAGAAAAGCGGUGUCCAGCCGGUGUACACAAACGGCCCGGUGCACUACAGCUUAAUCAUAGACGGCGGAUCGACAGCUAGAAGCGAGCAGACCUCUUCUAAAGGGACCCGGCUGCCUUCGGGUGGGCGGUUAUUGCACGACACGGAGAAAACUGGUCGAGGGGACCAAAAAGAUACAGGUCCUUCUGGGAUCUUGAAGAGGGCCAGUCCAACCAACUGUCCGAGCACAAAUGGGCAGAUACCCGGCAGCUCUACGACCUUGGACAUCAGGAACCCAGAAAAGCAAGUGGAGAGAAUCAUCAACUUCAGGGCAACACCAGGACAAAACGUAGCACCAGCAGAGAAGCAAGCCUGCACUUCCUCCCAUAUCCCCGUUCCCAGAAACAGAAAGCCCUCAGGUCACGCUGAUAAGGAGGUGAUGGCCGCCACUGUGCUGACAUCGCUCUCCACAUCCCCACUGGUGCUGUGCCCAUCCUCUGUACCCACAGUGCCAGAACCCUCCAGCAGGGUGUGGAAGGAGGCACUGUCUGCCAGCUACAGCAGCUCCACCAGUGGCAACUGGAGCUGGGAUGCCAGUGACCAAUCGGUGCCCUCCACACCGUCCCCGCCUCUCCUGAACGACACCAAUAAGAGCUUCUUGGUGUCGCAGGGUGAUGAUGUCAGCGAGGACGUAACUGAGAACACACACUUCAUGUUCGAGGAUCCCAUACCACGCAAAAGAAAGAACUCCAUGAAGGUGAUGUUCAAGUGCUUGUGGAAGAACUGUGAAAAGGUGCUGAGCACCUCCUCAGGAAUCCAGCGACACAUCCGCACCGUCCACCUCGGGCGUAACAGCGACUCGGACUACAGCGAUGGCGAGGAGGACUUCUACUACUCUGAGAUUGAGGUCAACAUGGACAGCCUGUCUGACGGUCUGUCCAACCUGGCCCCCACGUCCCCAACCACGUGUGGUCCGUCUCCCAUCUUCCCUCCUCCGCUGACCGACAUCCCUCACUCCGAAAACAUCAGCAUGAACGGACUGCAGAGCCACGCGCCGACGCUGCUCAGCCAGUCGGCUCCCUCGACGCUCUGCCACAUCCGCACUGACCACGCCUACCAGGCCACUGCUCCAGUGAGCAUCAACAUGGGUCCGGAGCUAACUGAGUUAGCCAGUGGUAAUGAGGCCAGGCCUGGAAUUGGGACAGGAAAUGGCAUCAGUGUGUCAUGGCAGUCGCCUCCUGUCAUUUUCAAAGGCGUCUCGGGACCGGUCACUCACGUGCGCACAGUCAGUUUCGGAGAGAAGCGCCAGCCGGUGGUCAGCACAAAUGCCACAGUCACCAAGAACCAUCCCUCGAACGUGUCGGCAGCUAAAGCAACACCAGGAAACAGGAAACCUCGCGGCGAGGCUAAGAAGUGCCGGAAGGUGUACGGCAUGGAGAAGCGAGACAUGUGGUGCACUGCCUGCCGAUGGAAAAAGGCCUGCCAGAGAUUCACCGACUAACAAGUCAGUCCGAUGAGAGCUGAGCUUCAGUGCUUUUUUUUUUGUUUGUUUUUUUUCCCUCCCAGAGGUUUGCCUUCUCCCUUUUUUUUAUUUUUUUUGUUCCCAGUCACAGAGAAAAUGACAAGAAGACAAUGACCGACAACAUUUUCUGUUGAGGAAAAAGCCUUUUAACGGGAGCCCUUUUUUUAAAAAAACAAAAAGUCACUUUUGUACAACCUCAGACUGCGGAUAAGCUUUUCAAGUCUGUUUCAUGGGAUGGAUUCUUUUUACCGUCCCGUAGCUUCUCUCACCACCUAACAUCACCGUAUCCAGCAGCCUUAAUCUUCACCUCGUCCAGUGGUACAAGCGCCCCCCUGUGAUCGUCACAUGAAAUACAUCUUCCCUCUCUUCUUUCUCUGCUUAACCUGUAGAUAUUUGCACCUUCAAGAAAUAAGCCAACCUUCUGGAUAUCACUUUAAGCGUAUACCCGAGAGAGUGGACAUCUAUUUCUUUGUUUUGUUUUUAAAAUCGGCAUGAACGUGCCGCAGCAGCUCACAGUUGCACCGUGCAAUCGGCAAGAUUACAGAAUUUAAUGUUGUCUUUCUUGCUUUGACAUUGUCUUUGAGGUGGAGUCGAGGCGAAGGGCUCUUGUCUUGACAGCUGAUCUCCAAAAUUACUCUGACUCCGAUGUGGUCAGUCAUUAGCUCAACAAUCACUUCCUGGUUGUGAAUCAGGAUUAUUUUUAAAAUGUAAUUUUCACUCAGUUUGUCUUAAAAAAAAAAAAAAAAAUCAUAUUUUGGAAAAGAAAGGUGAGAAUCAAAUCCAGUCGGAAAACUUUUUUUUUUUUUUUUUAAAUUA
Synchiropus splendidus (mandarinfish) is the source of this 2610-nucleotide messenger RNA. RefSeq names its product SLC2A4 regulator (gene slc2a4rg). The coding region runs from base 211 to 1773 and encodes 520 amino acids. Gene Ontology annotation, cellular component: nucleus. The transcript has 9 exons. Gene Ontology annotation, molecular function: RNA polymerase II cis-regulatory region sequence-specific DNA binding; DNA-binding transcription factor activity. NCBI's taxonomy places the organism in Eukaryota, Metazoa, Chordata, Actinopteri, Syngnathiformes, Callionymidae. Gene Ontology annotation, biological process: regulation of transcription by RNA polymerase II. The record is from RefSeq and is a predicted model, not a curated record.